UUGCAUCUUUCUCCCAUACUAAGAUUGUGUGUGGCAGGGGGUGUCCCUUGACUAACUCAAGUCGUUUUGAUUGCAACUGAUCAUGUGAUUUUCCAUGUGAAGUUUUGGGGUUUCGAACUUUGCUUCUGGAGAAUGCAUUUGCCCCACUUUUCAGGAGCUGCCUGGUGUCAAGUGCUUAGUCAUCAGUGGCCCUUUAAAAUAUCCAAAAUGUAUAGAGAGUGGACAGUGGUGAAUGUUCUCAUGAUGUCCUACGUGUACCUGGUGCAGGGCUUCAAUAGUGACCAUGGACCAGUGAAGGAUUUUUCUUUCGAGCAAUCAUCCCGGUCAAUGUUGGAACGAUCUGAACAACAGAUCAGAGCUGCUUCUAGUUUGGAGGAGCUGCUGCAAGUCGCACACUCCGAGGACUGGAAGCUGUGGAGAUGCCGGCUGAAGCUCAAGAAUCUUGCCAGUAUGGACUCACGCUCAACAUCCCAUCGCUCCACUAGAUUUGCGGCAACAUUCUAUGAUACGGAAACGCUAAAAGUUAUAGAUGAGGAAUGGCAGAGAACCCAGUGUAGCCCUCGAGAGACCUGCGUGGAAGUCGCCAGCGAGCUGGGAAAGACAACCAACACGUUCUUCAAGCCCCCCUGCGUGAACGUGUUCAGGUGUGGAGGCUGCUGCAAUGAGGAGAGUGUGAUGUGUAUGAACACCAGCACCUCCUACAUCUCCAAACAGCUCUUUGAGAUAUCAGUGCCUCUGACAUCAGUGCCUGAGUUAGUGCCUGUUAAAAUUGUCAACCAUACAGGCUGUAAGUGCUUGCCCACGGGCCCCCGCCAUUCCUACUCAAUUAUCAGAAGAUCCAUUCAGAUCCCAGAAGAAGAUCAAUGUCCUCAAUCCAAGAAACUCUGUCCUAUUGACAUGCUGUGGGAUAACACCAAAUGUAAAUGUGUUUUACAGGAUGAGAAUCCACUCCCUGGAACAGAAGACCACUCAUAUCUCCAGGAACCAGCUCUCUGUGGACCACACAUGAAGUUUGACGAAGAUCGUUGUGAGUGUGUCUGCAAAACAUCAUGUCCUGGAGAUCUCAUCCAGCACCCAGAAAACUGCAGUUGCUUUGAAUGUAAAGAAAGUCUAGAGAGCUGCUGCCAAAAACACAAGAUUUUUCACCCAGACACAUGCAGGUCAAUGGUCUUUUCGCUUACCCCUUAAGAGCAUUGACUGGUGCCAUUUAAAGGGCAUAGCAAUCUGAUUCGGUGUGGCUCCUUUGUCUCAUUGCCCAAGCAACCCCUUAAAAAACAGACAAACAGAGGUCUGGCAUCUCAGACAUAAGUGGAAGCAUAUAGAGUGAUGAUGAAUUCUGUUGUUGUUUCAAAACAGGGUCUCAUGAA
Molecule: messenger RNA, 1367 nt
Organism: Microtus oregoni (creeping vole)
Lineage: Eukaryota; Metazoa; Chordata; Mammalia; Rodentia; Cricetidae
Gene: Vegfd
Product: vascular endothelial growth factor D
Biological process (GO): response to hypoxia; sprouting angiogenesis; positive regulation of angiogenesis
Cellular component (GO): membrane
Molecular function (GO): growth factor activity; vascular endothelial growth factor receptor 3 binding; chemoattractant activity
Source: RefSeq, a predicted model, not a curated record